GUGUCACCACUGCUGGAAACCGAAGUCAGCAAAAGAAAGAUCAUUUCAAUUGAAGAAGACGGAAAUGUGGUGGAAGUUAAACUCUGGAAUGAGGAAAGCAACAAAGAGUGCCCUGUAGGAGAAAUUGUCAAGCUGAAAUGUCUGUCUGUGGAUAUUUACAAGGAUAAAUAUUCAUUAAAUUCAACCAAAAACACAACCUGUGAGAUUCUGCAGGAGGAUGACGACUUUGCUGGAACAAUUGAAGCUGCAAAUUUUGAUCAAGCUGGACAAAGCGUAUACAUUAAUGGUAUGAUUCUGAAAGUAGAGGAGAGAGACCUCGACAGAAUUUUUCCUUUGGGAAUGUUCACAGAGAAUGUCUCAAUUGCUGGGAAAAAAAGGGGCUCCACAAUAACAACCAUUGAGACAAUCACCCACAAAGAUUCUGAUUGAAUUGAAGGCAAAUUCGAAAAAGAUGGUUACCAGAGGAGAAGAUGAUCAAGGCAUUGAUUACAGCCAAGUAGCUGAGCCUGUCAGUAAUUCCGUAGAGUUCCAUAGAAAACCAAUCAAUGUAGGAAUAGAAGUGUUAAUUUUUUAAUGUGACUGUCAUCCAUGACCAUUCCAAUUGAAUAAAGAAAGAGCAGGUUUUCUGACACCAUAACUAGAACAGAAGAUGUUCAAGAUUGGAAACUGUAGCUUUAAAUCAGCUAAAUAGCUAUAAGUAAGGCCAAAAAUAUAUACUUUUGUUUCCAGUCACUUAACUGUCCCUACAUUUUACCACCUGACCCAAAAAGUUUUUAUGGCAGAUAUUGUGAUCCAUAAAAAACAAGUAUUAUUCCCCUUAAUUUCUCUGAAAAUGAUCCCAUUUGUUUUUUUAUCACAGUACAUGCAAAAAUUAAAAUGUCUUAAAUAAGUAUGUAGAUUUACUUUGAAAACAGAUAAAAAUGUACUGGUAAUGGCAGCUAUUACUGAAUGAAAGGUCUGACUAAUAUCAGAAAUAAAACCUUAUUUGUUUAAAUAAUAGCAUCAUAAAAC
Messenger RNA from Saccostrea cuccullata (small rock oyster), 1011 nucleotides. RefSeq lists its product as uncharacterized. Lineage: Eukaryota; Metazoa; Mollusca; Bivalvia; Ostreida; Ostreidae. The transcript is spliced from 4 exons. The record is from RefSeq and is a predicted model, not a curated record. The annotation marks the transcript as partial.